This is a messenger RNA of Porites evermanni, 683 nucleotides long. The record is from the annotation of a GenBank genome assembly. NCBI's taxonomy places the organism in Eukaryota, Metazoa, Cnidaria, Anthozoa, Scleractinia, Poritidae.
AAUGAAGAGUUUUCGCCGCACUUUACUCCACCGGGAAAAUACACUGGUGAACUCAUUAGCGUGGAAUAUCUUCGUUCACAGUCUGAUUCAUUUGUUGACAAAAACCUUGAAAAGGAGAUAGACGACGCCUUUGAAGAUUAUCAGAGUGAGGCGGAUAAGACAACUGAGGAGACACAGGAAAUACACGAUCUUACUUUAGCCUUACCCUUUGAAUCUUCAGACAGUGACAGCGGGACAGAGGUAUGUGCAACUUGUAAGAUACUGCACUGCGGUUGUCAUGGGAGCAUGGCGUGCUUUUCUCAGCCCUGUUAAUUUUACUUUUAUAGUUAACUUUUUUUGUGCUUUUUCGUUGUCUCUUAUUUACCUACAGUCUUCUUUUUUUUUUGCAUUUUUUUCCUUUUAUCUAUUUACUAAUUCCUUGUUUGUUCUAGCUUUAGUGCCAACCUACCUCCUAUGCCUGAACAUUAUUUAGCUUUACUCAACUCGAUUAGCUUUUUAGUUAUUCUGAGUAAAUGUUACCUUUUUUUUGUAUUAAUAUAUUAUAUUGUAAAUUAAGUUAACUUUUAUUUGGUAAUAAAGCUUAUAUUGUCUUGAACACCAUAACACACAGUGAACGACACACUGGAAAAAGCGAACAGGACGAGAAGACAGGGACUUAAAAAUUAUGUUUCUUUUUCUUAGAA